CGUGCGUGUUACCUGUGCAUUCAUCCACGGCUCCGCGACCCGCUCACGCUGCCUGUGCAUCGACUGAGCGGGCAUUAGAUCAAAGGAGCCGAGCGACCCUCCGGAGCAACAAGGUCAAACACUCCGGUCCCCCCCCCCCCCCCACCCCGGUUGAUAAGAAGGUGCAUUACAGCCACCACAACAACGCGGUGCGUGUGUGCAUGAUGCGAGGCUGAGCAGGAGGAGGAGGAGGCUGCUGCGGUCUGAACCCAGAUUUUUUAUCCCUGGAUAUUUUCGACACGGGCGUCGUGCCGUUUGCGUACACGGGCUGCGUGCGUGUGUGUGUGUUUGUGUGUUUUAAUAUGACACCGAGUGCUCCCCGCCGCCUCUUCCCAUCCCGCGUCUGAGGGGUGGGGGGGGGUCUCACCCGUUCUCUGCCUCCCGAGGACCCUCCAGCAAGGGGACGUUGAGCGUUUUUUCUUCCAGCCAUGGAGAGUGAAGAUGCGGAUUACAGAGGAAUCCCCGCCGCUGCUGUAGCCGCAUCGUACACCCCGACACGGCGCUGUUUUCGGCAGGACUAAGCGACACUAUGAAUACACAUUUUCAGCCUAGAGGAAUAAAUCAGUGAAUUUAGUCCGGAGCACGGUUGGACUCUCCCCACUAGGAAACGUGUGAGAGAGAGAGGGCGCUAUCCCCGCUAGCCUGUGUGUAGUAACGCUAGCUUCUAGCUCCUUUAGCCGGCUAACUGCUAAAAGGUGCUGGCUGGGGAAUUGAAAAGCGGUUUCAUAAUUCCGGCCGGGCUUCGCCGAGCCUUUCCCUCCCUCAACAUUUUUAUUCACAGGGUCUGGGGGGAUUCACUCAUUCCAGGAAUGAGGUCUCGAACAGAAAGGAACCGCUUGACCUUGUUUUGGGGUCUGAUGCUGGGUCUGUCGUCCUGCCUCCGGCCCGCCACCGCAGAGAUCUGUGGUCCCAGCAUCGACAUUGGCAAUGAUAUCAGUGAAUUCAGGCGUUUAGAGAACUGCACAGUGGUGGAGGGCUACCUGCAGAUCCUCCUCAUCGGUGACAAAAACAACAAUAAUAUCAACCUGGAACAUUUCCGCUCCCUCAGCUUCCCCAAGUUGACCAUGAUCACUGACUACCUGCUGCUAUUCCGGGUGUCGGGCCUGGACAGUCUAAGUGCGCUCUUUCCCAACCUUGCCGUCAUCCGAGGACGUAACCUGUUCUACAACUACGCCCUUGUAAUAUUUGAGAUGACCAGCCUGAAGGACAUCGGCCUGCACAACCUGCGUAACAUCACCCGUGGUGCCAUCCGCAUUGAGAAGAACCCUGAGCUGUGCUACCUGGACUCUAUAGACUGGUCACUCAUCUUGGAUGCAGAGUUCAACAAUUACAUUGCCGGGAACAAGCAGUCCAAGGAGUGCAGUGAUGUUUGUCCAGGCAUCAUGGAGAAUAGUCCGCAGUGCAGAAAGACCAUGUUCAACAACAACUACAACUACCGCUGCUGGAAUUCCAAUCACUGCCAGAAAGAAUGCCCCGAGAAGUGUGUUCAGCGAGCGUGCACAGCGAACGGCGAGUGCUGUCACCCUCAGUGUCUAGGCAGCUGCACAGUCCCCCUUAACGACACAGCAUGUGCUGCAUGCGUGCAUUACUACCACCAAGGACGCUGUGUGGCCGACUGCCCUCCCGGCACCUACAAGUUCGAGGGCUGGCGCUGCAUCAGUGCAGAGCUUUGCUCCAAAGUCCACCUUCCAGAGUUCGACAGCUUCAUCAUCCACAGUGGAGAGUGCAUGCCAGAAUGCCCGUCUGGGUACACACGCACUACACUCAACAGUAUGACCUGUACAGCCUGUGAUGGUCUGUGUGAUAAAGUGUGUGAGGAGAAGGUCAUUGACUCCAUGGACGCUGCUCAGUCUCUCAAAGGCUGCACUGUUAUUAAAGGCAACCUGCAUAUCAACAUCCGCCGAGGCCACAACAUGGUGGCAGAGCUGGAGAGUUUCACUGGUUUAAUUCAGAGGGUGACGGGAUACGUGCGGAUCCGACACUCUCACACUCUGAGCUCCCUGGCCUUCCUCCGCAGCCUCAGAUACAUCGACGGAGAAGAACUUCUGGAUGACAUGUACGCCUUCUAUGCGUUUGACAACCAGCAGCUCCAGUAUCUUUGGGACUGGAAACAGCACAAUCUCACCAUCAAAACAGGAAAGCUGUACUUCAGAGCCAACCCGAAGCUGUGCAGGUCUGAGAUCCGCAACAUGUGGAACAAAACGGGUAUCCAUGGCCGCUUUGAUGAGAGCGAUUUCCGAAACAACGGCGACCGAGCCAGCUGUGAAAGCACUAUCCUGACGUUUAAGUCCAACACCACCAGCAGCACACGGAUCAAACUGAUCUGGCAGCGGUACCGACCUCCUGACUACAGGAACCUCAUCAGCUUUAUUGUCUACUACAAGGAGGCGCCAUUCCAGAACAUCACAGAGUUCGAGGGGCAGGACGGCUGUGGCUCCAACAGCUGGAACAUGGUGGACGUGGAGCUGAGGCUGGACAAGAACUCUGACCCUGGUGUUCUGCUGUCUGGUCUGAAACCCUGGACGCAGUAUGCCGUCUUCGUCAAGGCUAUCACACUGAUGGUUGAGGACAAACAUAUGCCGAGUGCCAAGAGCAAGGUUGUCUACAUCCGCACAAGACCCUCAGCGCCCUCCAUGCCUCAGGAUGUGCGGGCAUACUCUAACUCCUCGACGCAGCUGCUUGUGCGUUGGUCGCCCCCCAUCGCACCAAAUGGAAACCAGACUUAUUACCUGGUCAGAUGGCAGCAACAAAACGAAGACAGAGAGCUGUACCAACACAACUACUGCUCUAAAGAUCUGAAGAUUCCCAUAAGGAUUGCUGCCAUAGGUGUGGGAGACCAGGAAGAGGACACCAAGCCCACUAAACCGGAUCCUGAGGGGGGAGAUAAAGGUCCAUGUUGCCCCUGCCCCAAGUCAGUGGAGGACCUGGAGGCAGAAGCUGCUGACGCCUCCUACCGAAAGGUCUUUGAAAACUUCCUGCACAACUCAAUUUUUACACCAAGGCCUCCAGAUCGUCGCCGCAGAGAUCUCUUUGGCAUCGCCAACUCCACUCACUCCCACCGCAACCGUCUGCACACCAACAGCAGCACUGUCCCUCCUCUCCAGGCCGCUGUUAACAGCAGCACCCUGGCUGACGUGGAGCCAGCUGACAGAGAGUUUUCUUUCACGGAGCAAGCUGUGACGGAGCGCAGGCUGCAGAUCUCUGGCCUGCAGCCGUUCACUGUUUACCGCAUUGACAUUCACGCCUGCAAUCGACAGGUCCAGCGUUGCAGCGCGGCAGAGUUUGUCUUCUCCAGAACCAAGCCUGCAGAAAAGGCUGACGACAUUCCGGGCCAGGUGACCUUGGAGGGCCAUGAGGACUGGGUGUUUCUGCGCUGGCCAGAGCCACCACGACCCAAUGGACUCAUCCUCAUGUAUGAGAUCAAGCUUAAGCUGGCUGCUGAGACUGAGAAACACGAGUGUGUCUCUGGUCAGAUGUAUCAGGCCCAGCGUGGCGUUCGGCUUUCCAACCUCAGUCCAGGAAACUACUCAGUCAGAGUGAGAGCCACGUCGUUGGCUGGCAACGGCUCCUGGACACAUGUUGUGGAUCUCUUUGUAGCUGAACGAUAUGAGAAAGUCCUCUAUGCUAUGAUCUUCAUUCCCAUCGCCAUCAUCCUCUUCAUCUGCCUGCUGGUCACAAUGCUGGUGGCCUUCAACAGGAAAAGGAAUAGCGACCGUCUUGGAAACGGAGUCCUGUAUGCCUCAGUCAAUCCAGAGUACUUCAGUGCUGCAGAAAUGUAUGUACCAGAUGAGUGGGAGGUGGCGCGGGAGAAGAUCACCCUGAGUCGAGAGCUUGGCCAGGGCUCGUUUGGCAUGGUGUAUGAAGGCCUGGCGAAGGGCGUGGUCAAAGACGAGCCAGAGACACGAGUCGCCAUCAAGACUGUCAACGAGUCCGCCAGCAUGAGGGAGAGAAUAGAGUUUCUCAAUGAAGCCUCCGUCAUGAAGGAGUUCAACUGUCACCAUGUGGUUCGUCUCCUGGGAGUGGUCUCUCAGGGUCAGCCCACUCUGGUCAUCAUGGAGCUGAUGACACGAGGAGACCUUAAGAGUUACUUGCGCUCCCUCCGACCUAAAGAGCAGCAGUGGACGAGCCUGUCUCUCCCUCCUCUGAAGAAGAUGCUUCAGAUGGCAGGGCAGAUCGCUGAUGGCAUGGCGUACCUCAACGCCAACAAGUUUGUCCACAGAGAUCUGGCAGCCAGGAACUGCAUGGUGGCUGAGGACUUCAUCGUUAAGAUUGGAGAUUUUGGCAUGACCAGAGACAUAUAUGAGACGGAUUACUACCGCAAAGGUGGUAAGGGUCUGCUCCCUGUCCGCUGGAUGUCACCAGAGUCCCUGAAGGAUGGAGUCUUCACGAUUAACUCUGAUAUUUGGUCUUUUGGGGUUGUACUGUGGGAGAUUUCCACUCUGUCUGAGCAGCCGUACCAGGGUCUGUCAAAUGAGCAGGUGCUCCGCUUUGUCAUGGACGGAGGGCUGCUGGAGAAACCACAAAGCUGUCCUGACAUGCUGUUCGAACUGAUGCGAAUGUGUUGGCAGUUCAAUCCUAAAAUGCGUCCAGCCUUUGUGGAGAUUAUCAGCAGCAUCAAGGAUGAACUGGAGCCGUCGUUCAAAGAGGUUAGUUUCUUCUACAGCGCUGACAACAAGCCGACCGAGGAGCAGCAGGUCCACCUGGACAAAAUGGACAGCAUUGAAGAUGUUCCUCUGGACCAACCUUCGUCCACACAGCCACAGCAAUCCCUGGUCCCCCAACAGACCCCGCCCUCCCCGAGCUCAGAGGCUCCACCUGUCCCCUCACUGAGCCCCAGCUCCCCUUCCUCUCCCUGUACAUCAACCGCCGCCAUGGACAAGCAGGCGACAGGCCAGCAGGCGGGCAACGGGCUGUCGGGUCCGAGCCUUGCAGCAGGGUCAGAGCUCGGGACAGGCGCGGGCGCCACAAUGCGGCCAUCUCUGGAGGAUCUGCCGCCGUAUGCACACAUGAACGGUGGACGCAAAAACGAAAGGGCCAUGCCCCUCCCGCAGUCGUCUGCUUGCUGAUGGGAUAGACACACCCACCAGACUGCCCCCUGCUGCUCUGCAGGACCUGAUGUCACAGUGGGUGUGAUCUUUUAAAAAAAGUAUUGAUAAUAUAGAUAAAACACCAAAACCAUACCUACUAUCUGGGCGUGGUUACUCAGAGAGGAGCAAAGACUCACAGGAAGUCGGAGGAACUGUUUCUGUUACUGUUAGUUCAUGCUCUGCUGUAACUCCAUUCACUCUUUUCAUAUUAUUCUACUUGAGGUUUCUACCAGCUGGCUGUCAGAUGUGACACUGCCCUCGCUGCUAAGUGGAAAGACCAAAAAAAGAAAGGAAAAAAAAAAAAAACAGUAAAAGACAGGAAAAUAUAAAAAUAAUUGGGGGAGAUCCCUCCGUCUCUCUCUCUUUAUGGAUCAUCUUAUUUUAUAAAUCGGUGUUUGCUACUUUUUUAUAUAUAUUUCCAAACAGAAAGACAAAAUGUAUAGGCCUUUAUAAACAACUGGUGUUUUGAUCCCUUUUGGGCGGGCAUUAUGGUGAAACUGUUAAGCAUAUCAAAUAAAAAAAAAGAUCAGCGUCUUCGUCUGUCGUUCAGUAGACUUGUUGCCGCAGGAUGGGUCUCAGCAUAAUGCCAGGUCGACAGCCAUUCUGCUGAAUCUUAAACAACCAGGGGGAGAAAGGUCAAACCUGCCAAAUUUGUUGCCAAAAUUGUACUUUUUGUCAAAGGAUCUCCUCUGCAGCCUUGCCCUGCAACACACCAGAUGGAAAAUGGAAGAAAAUCAAAAGCACUUGGAUUUGUUACCACACUGUUAGUUAAUUUUUGAUGACAUGUCCCUCUACAGUCCUACACCACUCCUUUAUUGCUGUUUGAUACACACACACAUACUGUACUAUAUCAGAUUGACGUCAUAGACAGAGGUAACAUCAAUUUAUCUGAAAUUCAGCCACAUCCUGUGGCAAGUGCUGUUUCGUUACACUUUAACUGCCAAUACAGUCAAUAAGUCAAAAUAAGUCAAUAAAGAGGUGAGGACUGAAAAGGGAAUGAAGCAUAAAGAAGAAGAUAAAUAUAAACACUAGAUCUAUAAAGGCGUUAGCUCCUUGUUCAAAGACCUUGCUGUAUACAAAAGGGUAUUUUUUUAGACAAGCCACUAGUCUCCAGCAUUUACAACAUCUUUACGUGGGCAGAGCAUUUAUUUACACACCAGUUGUUUUUGUCACUUUUCUAACUUUUGUAUGGUAGGAGACAUUUAUCAUGUACAGAACAAAGCUGCUAUUCCUUAUUUCUCUUGUGGUUGUAAUAUAGUUAAUAUCUAUAUAUAAAAAGAGAACUCCUUCAGGUUGGAUCUAUGAACGUUUCCACUACAGUCCAUUUUUGAAUGCUUGUAACUGUAUAAAGUAUAUCUGACCUAGUUUCUUUUCUGUGUUUGUGUAAAAAAGGUAUGACAAUUGAAAUUGUGUGUUUUCAAAACACCUGUAAUGUCCCCUCCCAUCUGACGAUAGGACAGCGAUGGUGCCAGCGGCACUCAAAGUUCUCAUGUUCUCAUGUUCUAUGGGACACAUUCGAGCUCGGACCUCUAAGGUUUGGACUAGACCACCUCUACCCAUCAUCAUACUCAGAGAUUAAAUCGUCACUGCUGAGUCCCAACUUAAUCUCAGGUCAGAGAGAAAAGUCAAAUCCUUUUCUACGUUCUUUUUUGUGCUGUCAUACCCAGAGACAUCCUGUGUCUCAUUCUAUGUCCCUCUGACUGGGUUAUUGCAUUUUCUCUCAUCAUUAGGCAAGAGCAAUCUUUCUUACAUCAGCCUGACACCAGAAUAGGGUUUCCAAGUUUUCAAUGGGUCCUUGCACUUCAAUGAGUCUAAAUACAACUGAAUAUAUUAAUAAAUAAUACUGUUAGGUAAUCGAAAUGGAUCAAUGGAUUUUUUUUUUUUUACUUUGUUUUAAAGACCCGUCAUUAACAAUAAACUUUUAAUGUUUGUUUUAUAGUUCAUAUAUAUUUCACUCAGUGGAUAAAUUAAUUCAAACUUAGCUUAAAGUUUUAAUUUUUCAACUCCUUGUUUUCCAUUUUCAUGGUCUCCCUUCAAAAUAUAUUCUUUAUAUGUCCCUUGUUUUUCGCGUGUAUCAUUAUUUGACGCUAAAGCAUUUUAGCCAACACACAAACGUCAACAGACUUAGCUAGCUAAUGUGGCUCAAAGCUUUUUUAUUUUACUUGGUUUAUUUAGAUGCAUGCGUCAUUAAAUGACAAACAAAAUUGAUGGAGACAUGCAACACAAAUUUAGAGAUUAAGAGAAUUUAUGAUAACAAAUGCAUGAUGCCUUCUUGCUAGUGUUAGCUAGCUAAUUAGGCACAUUUAGCUGCAGCUGGUUUGCUAGCUGAAAGCGGCUCUUUGUGUUUAGCUAGCAGUACUUUUAGGCAAGCUAGGCAGAUGCUAGGCACACAGAAAUGCUGGACUUUACCUAUUAAACAAAUACUGGACAUGUUCUGUUAUUAGCAACUCAACCUGACUUCGACAAGAGAGCUAACUGAAGGUCCCAUGUGCUGAACAUCUAAGAGUGUAUCAGACAAUAUGAAGAGGUGUAUAAUCAGAGAGGACCACAUAAAGUAGAUAUGUCUCAUUAACUUCAAAACGUGGUGUUUUGAUUUUCGCAGCCCAGAUGUUUUUGGUUAUUUAUGUUACUUUUCAUGUGAAGUGUUAAAUCACUGUACAAAUUCCCCACAAGUUUUUUUUUCCUUCUAGUAUUGUAUGUUCUUUUGCUAUUUCGGGGGAAGGUUUCGUUGUUAUUCAUUCAACCAUCCAUCUACCUCACUGUUUUUUUUUUUUUUUUUUCCUUUUUCAAUCUAUAUACAUGUACAGAAAAAAAAAACAUUUCAUCUCUGUUGUUUGGCUUAAAAUAGUCGUCUUAGUAAGAGCUGUUGAUAAGGUCAAAUUCAAACCAAACCAUUCUCAGAUCAUUCCUAAUAGAUCAUAAAGAAGAGUUCUGUAACUUUGUUGGUUGGGGGGGCUUACAAUAGACUAAAAGGCUGGUUUUAAUUCUCGGAUGUUCGCCUGUGAGAGGCAGUGGCGUGUUCCUCCCUCUUGUGCGUUGCUGUUACUUUACCACAUGCAUCUGUUUUCUGGUGGGUCCUUUGCUUGACAAGAAAAUAGGUCUAUUCUCUAUUUUUUAACAACAAAAUGUAAACAUGUUAUUUUGUAAUGAAACCCAACCGAACUUAAAUAUAAACAAGCAAAACUGAUACUUAAACUUUCAAUUUAGUUUUUGAGUUGCACAAAUUCAAGUAAGUCAUUUCUGGCUACCAUAUGUUUGGAUCAGGUGUGACUUGAGAAACACCUCGAGUGUGAGGAGCUGGAUAAAGAUGUUGUAUUUGUUUUUUUUAUUACCACCAUUACAGGAAUUACAGGUACUGUUCCUUGUGUCUAGACCUGUUGCCGUGGUGAUCAUAAUCCCAGAAAAAAACAUCCUUCUCCCUUUUUCUUUUUUCACGAGUCUUCUUCCCACCCUCAUGGGAAUCAUUGUAAUUUCAGGCUGGGAGUCUCAGUGAUAUGAGACCUCCAGACCAGUCCGCCCACAGCAGCAGACUGUGGUGUUCGCGUGCCGGUUUGAACUGACGUGAUGAGGUCAUGAUGGGUAUUUCAGUGUUUGUGGUCUGAUUUUUGCCUCACUUAAACCCACGAGCACCUCACAGAGCGGACUUCAAAUUGAACAAAUUUCUUCUCUUAGUAUUUUUUGUUACACCGAUGGCCAAUUUGUUACCAAGAUUUUGAUGUGUGUAAAUUAUUCAUAGCCUUCCAGCUCUUGUGUUUCAACUGCAAUGAUCUGUUAGACAAAAGCUCAAUUUUUGGUUUUCUUUUGUACAUGCUGUUGUAAGAAUUUUUCCUGUUAUCAAUAUAAUCGGAGUACUGGGGAAAUGAUUGGCUGAAGGAAAAGAGGAUGUCUGUUUCUCUGAUUCUUUUUUUUCUACAUGAGAUUUAAGAUGAAUAAAAAUGUAUGCAAACUG
Molecule: messenger RNA, 9075 nt
Organism: Platichthys flesus (European flounder)
Lineage: Eukaryota; Metazoa; Chordata; Actinopteri; Pleuronectiformes; Pleuronectidae
Gene: igf1rb
Product: insulin-like growth factor 1b receptor
Exons: 21
Coding region: 849-5105 (1418 amino acids)
Biological process (GO): glucose homeostasis; regulation of JNK cascade; positive regulation of MAPK cascade
Cellular component (GO): axon; insulin receptor complex; membrane
Molecular function (GO): insulin receptor activity; ATP binding; insulin receptor substrate binding
Source: RefSeq, a predicted model, not a curated record